UCGGCGUAUGUCAGAUAGGACAGUAGUCGCUGGUUUGCCGCCUCUGAUUCUGAAUUAAAGUCAAGUCACGCGAAGUCCCGGGAAAGAUUUGAUGUGUUUUAUUUUAGUCUUUCUUUUAAAAAAUAUACUGUGUUUCUCGAAGCUCUCUGUUCCUGAAUCGUAGACAAAAGUUUAUCGAAAAAUGUUUAUAAUCAGAUCGGAAUACGACAGAGGCGUGAAUACAUUCUCCCCGGAAGGCCGGUUAUUCCAAGUCGAAUAUGCCAUAGAGGCUAUUAAGUUGGGUUCCACAGCAAUUGGAAUCCAAACUUCUGAAGGUGUUGUUCUUGCAGUUGAGAAAAGAAUCACUUCACCUUUGAUGGAACCCAGCAGCAUUGAGAAAAUUGUUGAAAUUGAUGCGCACAUAGGUUGUGCAAUGAGUGGAUUAAUAGCUGAUGCCAAAACUCUGAUUGACAAAGCAAGAGUUGAAACGCAGAAUCAUUGGUUUACCUAUAAUGAAAAUAUGACAGUGGAGAGUGUGACGCAGGCAGUCUCUAAUCUGGCCUUGCAGUUUGGUGAAGAAGAUGCAGAUCCUGGUGCAAUGAGCCGUCCAUUUGGUGUGGCUUUACUGUUUGGAGGAAUUGAUGAAAAAGGACCACAGAUGUAUCAUAUGGAUCCAUCUGGCACCUUUGUACAGUGUGAUGCAAGAGCGAUUGGCUCUGCUUCGGAGGGUGCCCAGAGCUCCCUACAGGAGGUUUAUCGUAAGGUACAGGAACUGAUACACAUAGGAUGAUGUAUGCUAUCAGCA
Stegostoma tigrinum is the source of this 784-nucleotide messenger RNA. It is a transcript of the gene psma5, whose product is annotated as proteasome 20S subunit alpha 5. The record is from RefSeq and is a predicted model, not a curated record. Lineage: Eukaryota; Metazoa; Chordata; Chondrichthyes; Orectolobiformes; Stegostomatidae. Gene Ontology annotation, cellular component: nucleus; proteasome core complex; proteasome core complex, alpha-subunit complex. Gene Ontology annotation, biological process: proteasome-mediated ubiquitin-dependent protein catabolic process.